AUGGGCUCAGUUAUGACCGAUACACCCAUUGAUGUCAAGGGCAAAGACACCCUUAAUAUUACGGUGGAGUUCACAGGAGGUCUUGAAAUGUUAUUUUCGAAUGAAAGGGUUCACAAGAUUGCAUUGCCGUCCCGGGACCCAAACGGGUCUAUUGCGAAUAUCAGCUACUUAGUCAAGUACCUGAUCGAGAACGUAAUGAAAGACCCUAGAAAAGAGCUCUUCGUGGUCGACGAUGCAGUACGACCUGGCAUAUUAGUGUUGAUCAAUGACGCCGACUGGGAGCUAGAAGGAGAGGACGCCUAUGAGAUUGCGAAGGGUGAUAACAUUCUAUUCGUAUCUACUCUCCAUGGAGGCUAG
Nannizzia gypsea CBS 118893 is the source of this 357-nucleotide messenger RNA. RefSeq lists its product as hypothetical. NCBI's taxonomy places the organism in Eukaryota, Fungi, Ascomycota, Eurotiomycetes, Onygenales, Arthrodermataceae. Gene Ontology annotation, biological process: tRNA thio-modification; protein urmylation. Gene Ontology annotation, cellular component: cytoplasm; nucleus. Gene Ontology annotation, molecular function: protein tag activity. The record is from RefSeq and is a predicted model, not a curated record. The coding region runs from base 1 to 357 and encodes 118 amino acids. The transcript has 3 exons.